Rhinocladiella mackenziei CBS 650.93 is the source of this 942-nucleotide messenger RNA. RefSeq lists its product as uncharacterized. Lineage: Eukaryota; Fungi; Ascomycota; Eurotiomycetes; Chaetothyriales; Herpotrichiellaceae. The coding region runs from base 1 to 942 and encodes 313 amino acids. The transcript has 6 exons. The record is from RefSeq and is a predicted model, not a curated record.
AUGGCAACUUCAACCCUCUCCACCUCAGACGAUUUGCUGCUUUGUAUGGGCUGCGGCGCCCAGUACGACGUCAGUGAACAAACCGGCAAAGACGAAUGUCGAAUUUGCGAUGAUCCGCGACAGUUCAUCCCCGAGGAAGGAUACUCAUUCACGACGUUGGCAAAGCUCAAACGCAGUGGAAAAUAUAAGAAUGUCUUUGAGCAGUGUAAGUAUAAUGAGAAUGUGCUUGAGAUUUGGACAGAGCCAAAGUUCGGAAUCGGCCAGCGGGCAUGUCUAAUCCAGACGCCGCAUGGGAAUGUGCUUUGGGAUUUAAUUGCGUUUUUGGAUCAGGAGAGUGUGGAUAAGAUCACGAAACUUGGCGGGUUGAAGUUCAUCAUCAUUUCUCAUCCGCAUUUCUACACGACGUGGGCGGAUUGGUCUGCCACAUUCAAAUGCCCCGUCUACAUGACUGAAGUAGACUCUGUGUGGGCCAAUAGGAAAGACUCUUCAUCUGCAACAUUGAAGUUGUUGAAGGACCCAUACACAGAACUUCUCCCAGGUCUCACCGCUGCUAUUUGUGGAGGGCACUUCCCUGGGAGCAUGGUGUUGCAUUCUGCCGUCCCCAAUACUCCCAUUCCGACGCUUUUCGUGGCUGAUACGAUUUUCGCCGUGGCUUCUUCGCAUAAUCCAGACCCUGGGAAGAGGAAAGACACCAUCUCGUAUCAGUUUUUGUGGAGUAUUCCGAAUUUCAUCCCUUUGCCGCCCGAUACGGUCAUGCAAAUUUGGAAAGCGCUGAAGCCGUUUGAUUUCAAGGCCACUUAUGGGGUGAUGGCUAAAGUGACCAAUGUUUUUGAGAAACCUGGCCAGACAUUAAGUCUCAAGGGAAGAGUCCUUCAAAGCGCCAAGAUUGCUGUUAAGGCGAUGGGAUAUUCUGACCACGGCAUUUUUACGGAAGAAUUGUGA